Molecule: messenger RNA, 2038 nt
Organism: Pistacia vera
Lineage: Eukaryota; Viridiplantae; Streptophyta; Magnoliopsida; Sapindales; Anacardiaceae
Product: aspartic proteinase-like
Exons: 15
Coding region: 343-1842 (499 amino acids)
Biological process (GO): lipid metabolic process; proteolysis
Molecular function (GO): aspartic-type endopeptidase activity
Source: RefSeq, a predicted model, not a curated record
AACGCGAGUGAGCCUGAGCCAUGCGUCUUUUCCUUGCAGAUAAUAAUGUAGCUGCUGACAAAACUGAGUUUUGAGCAUUAAUCCAACUUUUCUGGACAUAACUGUUUGCCUUUGCCCUUAAUCACAUAAUUUCAUAAACAAGCUGCUGUUAGUAUCUUCACUUGGCUUCAAACUCAAGUUUAGCAGAAUCCGAGUUGUUUUGAUGCCAACACUCACUCACAAACUUCACCAAGUUGAGAAAGUUCAUGUAAAGAUUAUAUUUUGUUUCUUAAAUUAAGUCUUCAGUUUGAGAGCUUCAGGGGAUUUUAGUUACAAGCAGCGAUCGAGGCAAAAAUCUUCAAGAUGGAGGGAAAAGUUCGGUCUGCUUUCUGUUUGUGGGUGUUGACAUGCUUGAUUCUUGCUGAUUGCUCUAGUGGGCUACUGAGAAUUGGUUUGAAGAAGCGGCGCCUUGAUCUUCAUAGUAUAAAUGCUGCUAGAGUGGCAAGAAAGGAGGGAGUUAUGCCUAAUCAUUUGUGUAGUUCAGAUGAAGUUCUUGUGCCUUUGAAGAACUAUUUGGAUGCUCAAUACUUUGGAGAGAUCGGUAUUGGCUCGCCGCCGCAAAAUUUCACUGUGAUAUUUGAUACUGGCAGCUCCAAUCUCUGGGUUCCAUCCUCAAAAUGCUAUUUUUCUAUCGCCUGCUAUUUCCAUUCACGGUACAAAUCAAGCAAGUCUAGUACAUAUACAGAGAAUGGAAAACCUUGUGAAAUAAAUUAUGGAUCUGGAUCCGUUUCUGGUUUCUUCAGUCAAGACAAUGUUGAAGUCGGAGAUCUUGUUGUCAAGGAUCAAGUUUUCAUUGAGGCUACGCGAGAAGGAAGUUUAAGUUUUGUAUUGGCAAAAUUCGAUGGAAUACUUGGACUUGGAUUUCAGGAGAUUUCGGUUGGGGGUGCUGUGCCAGUAUGGUAUAAUAUGGUCCAGCAGGAUCUUGUAAGUGAGGACGUCUUCUCGUUCUGGCUCAACAGGGAUCCUGAGGCCUCUGAGGGCGGUGAGAUUGUUUUUGGUGGUGUUGAUUCAAAGCACUUUAAAGGGAAGCACACUUAUGUUCCUGUUACUCAGAAAGGUUACUGGCAGUUCAAUAUGGGAGAUUUUCUUAUUGGGGGCUGUUCAACAGGUAUUUGUGAGGGGGGUUGUGCUGCUAUUGUGGAUUCAGGAACAUCCUUACUCGCUGGUCCAACGUCUGUUGUGACUGAAAUCAAUCAUGCCAUUGGAGCUGAAGGUAUUAUCAGUGCAGAAUGUAAGGAAGUUGUUUCUCAGUAUGGAGACUUGAUAUGGGAACUCUUAGUGUCAGGGGUUCAACCUGACAAAGUAUGUGCGCAACUUGGUUUAUGUAUCUUCAAUGGAAAUCACUCUGUGAGUACGGGCAUCAAACAAGUGGUUGCGAAGGAAAAUAUGGAUAGAGUAUCAGCUGGGGAUAGUGCUCUCUGCAGUGCUUGCGAAAUGAUGGUUAUUUGGGUCCAGAAUCAACUAAAACACCAGGGAACAAAGGACAAAGUACUCGACUAUGUAAAUCAGCUCUGUGAGAGCCUACCAAGUCCAAUGGGAGAAUCAGUUAUUGACUGUAACAGCAUGGUAAACAUGCCAAAUAUCACAUUCACCAUUGGCGAUAAACCUUUCAAACUCACUCCUGAACAGUACAUUCUUAAAACUGGAGACGGUGUUGCUACAGUCUGCAUCAGUGGUUUCAUGGCUUUGGAUGUGCCACCUCCAAGGGGUCCUCUGUGGAUUCUGGGAGAUGUAUUCAUGGGGGUAUAUCACACCGUCUUCGACUACGGUAAUCUGGAAAUUGGUUUUGCUGAGGCUGCUUAGUUGGCUACUGUCAGGUUUCUUAAACAUAGUGAUGAUCACACUAGCUCUCAUGGCAAGAACAUAAAGUACUCCAGACUUUGAUAUAUGACUCUUAAUGAUCACUAUUGUUGAUAUAAUCAAGUUCAUCUGUAAUUAUAUUAUGUGCGAAUCCACUUCUGAACUUUGUGAUAUAUAUAUUCUUAUUAGUUAUCUGAAA